Molecule: messenger RNA, 2812 nt
Organism: Lycium barbarum (goji berry)
Lineage: Eukaryota; Viridiplantae; Streptophyta; Magnoliopsida; Solanales; Solanaceae
Exons: 5
Coding region: 659-2542 (627 amino acids)
Cellular component (GO): cytoplasm
Molecular function (GO): protein kinase binding
Source: RefSeq, a predicted model, not a curated record
CCGUGUAUUUUGCGUGUAUGUUCAUCUCUCUCUCUCUCUCUCUCUUCCUAUUUCCAGUCUCUUCUAACCUUCGCUUGGUUCUCACUCACCUCUUCUAUCUAACAAAAAAAUACCCAAUUCUCUUUUCUUGACUCCCUUUUGACAAAGACUCUCUCUUUACUCCCUGAAAUAAUUAUUUUGACCCCAAUUCUUGAUCCUCAUUGGAUUCGUCGAACUCACAGCCUGGCGUACUUUUUCUUUGAGAGGGGAAUUUUGGUGAAGCUUCUGGAGAGAAGCAGAAGUAGUUAACACUCUGGCCAACACUCGAGUGAAGUCCUCUCCCUCUUUUGGUGAAUGGGAUAGGGUUGAGGCCAGAAGGAGGAUACUUCUUGGAGUUUCACUUCUUCAUUAUCUUUCUUCUUCUCCAUAUUUGUCUAAUUGGGCUCUUUCAUUGCUUUGGCGUUUGCCUAUUGAUUACGGCUAAUUUGCCAUCUACUAAAGCUGCUGCUUUUUUCAAGAUUCCAUCUUUUUGUAAUUCUGUGUAAGCUUUUUUUCUUGACAUGUGAAUUGUAAACUUUCAAAGAUCAAAACUUAUUUUUUUGUGUGGGGUUGAAAGAUUAGUUGGAAAGGAGGAGCUAACAAAUUGGAAGAAAGAAUUUGAUUUUCAGAGUGAAAGAAAAUGGCAAUUUGCAACUGCUUUUGUGGUCCAGUAGGGAGAAGCAGGAAAGAUAAGGGAGAUAAGAGAGUUCCAAGAACUGCUGAUGAGCCUGUACUAGUUGAAAGUUCUGUAAAAUCUACUGCUAAAACAGAUGACUCGAAAUCGUCUUCCUUUGUUGUUCCUUUACCUUUUGGGGGUUCUAGCAAGGUAAUGAAUCAUGAAAGUCCUGUUAAGGGAGAUACAGAAGAGGUGGCUUAUGAAGGAGAAGAUGAGCAUGAUGAAAGCUUGUCCAUGAAGAGGGACAACUCUGAUUUUGAUCUGCAAGCACGCGGUGAUCAAUCAUUCAACGAAGAGAUUAAUCGUAAUUGCUCAUUUGAAAGUGAAAUGAAUGACCAGGAUCAUAACAAAUCUGAGGAGAUUGUGAAAAGUGGACACAUUAGUGAUCCGGGAUUUGGUAAAGUAGAACCUUGGGCUUCGCCAAGGCUUCAGCGCUCAUGCUCCGAUUUAGCAAUGAGGGAUAUGCUCACUAAAUUGAGUGAGCAGUUAUCACUCUCUAAGUCUAAAUCUUUUGAUGAGAUGCAGAGAUUAGCUGAGAAAAUGACUUUAGGAAGUCCAACUAAUUCUGUGUUGACGCAUCGUAGUGCUGACAGAGUUAUGUUGAAGAAGCAUUCUUCAACCCAACUCCUACCAUCCAGAAGUCGGAAACUGUGGUGGAAACUAUUUCUAUGGAGCCAUAGGAACCUACAAGGAACAGGUGCUAUCCAGCAACUACCAAUCCUUCCUAAGACGGCUCUAAACCAGCAGGGCGGGUACUGCUCGGAUACACUAGAACUAGGGAAAGGCAUGGACUUGAACAAAGGGCGCCGUGAUAAAGGCAAGGAGGUUUUGGAUGACUUCCAAGGAGGAGUAAGUGGGUUUUGGCCACAAAAUCAGUGGGUUGCUUUCCCCGAAGAAUCCUCUAGGUUUAUGAGAAUCAAUGAAUGGGUGAAUGAACUUCCUAGUCAUCCACCAUGCUUAAUUGAUGAACAUGAUCAUGUUGAAGAUGAGGUUGAAGCUAGUAAAUCACCAGCAAGAAGCUCAUCUCUCAUCAGUCCACAUCCGAAUAUAAAUGUCCGGGAAGAGGUUGCACAUGCUAACACAGUCAUCCGUUCUCUCAAUUCUUCCUCAACGGUUGCUCACAUCGCAGGCACUGGUCUGAAAGUUAUCCCUGCCAUGUCGCACUUAUCUAGCCUUCGAUCUGUCAAUUUAUCAGGCAACUUCAUUGUUCAAAUAACUCCAGGAUCACUACCAAAGGGUCUUCAUGUUCUCAAUUUAUCAAGGAACAAGAUUCACACAAUUGAAGGACUCAGAGAAUUGACACGUCUGCGCGUGCUUGACCUAAGUUACAACAGAAUCUCUCGAAUUGGACAAGGUUUGUCAAAUUGUACGCUCAUCAAAGAGCUCUACCUGGCUGGUAAUAAAGUAAGUGAUAUAGAGGGGUUGCACAGACUUCUGAAGCUGACUGUUCUAGACUUGAGCUUCAACAAGAUAACAACAACUAAAGCGCUUGGUCAGCUAGUGGCAAACUAUAACUCUCUGCUGGCUCUGAAUCUAUUGGGAAAUCCAAUUCAGAUCAAUAUAAGUGAUGACCAACUGCGAAAGGCAGUUCGCAGUCUGCUUCCAAAGCUAGCUUUCUUAAACAAACAGCCUGUUAAUUCACAAAAGGCACGAGAGGUAGGAACAGAAGCAGUUGCAAAAGCAGCAUUGGGCAAUAGCACUCGGGGCACUCAUAGAAGAGCAAUCAGGAAAGUUAGCACCGGAGCUUCUUCAUCUUCAAGUGUGUAUAGGAGCAGCGCUAGUGUUGCUCAGAAGAGCAGGCAUAGGCUAAGAAGCCGAGCUCAACAUCAGUCUUCCAAGGCAAAGUGAUCUGCUUUAGCAUCUCCUUGUUCCAAAAUGUUUCAUGCUUUCGGACAGUGCAACCCGAGAAAGCAUGGUUUCAGUGUGUUUCGAUUUUGUUUUAUCUAUUUUUAUUUGUUCUUCAAAUUAGGAGGUUCUUCCUCAUUCUGCAUUGUAUUCAGCAGGAAGUCUUGUUUGAAAUCCAGCUACUUGUGGCUUUCUAUGAUUGUUCAAUUUGGCGUGUUUUUCCAUAUUAAUUUGCACCGUUAUAAACAUACUUUGCCUUCUGUUUCUGGUUGA